UUUCUCGCCUGCGGCUGAAAUCUGGACGGUGUGCCUGUGCCGCUGCUGGAGGCAAUGUGGAUACAGCACUCAGGUUUUCAUUCUGCAGAUAAGUGUGUGACUAGAAACGCAAACAGGCGGAAAAUGUAGAUAAAAGUUUCUCCUCUUUUUUACUGUCUUUCUUCUCCCGGUUGUGUGAGCGGUCUGCCUCGAGCGUUUUACAUGCGGACUGUCAUUCAGAAAUACUACAGCCUCACGUGUUUGACCUUAGACUGUGCAUUGGAGAUUUUUUAUAUGCUUUUACUCUCAUAUUUUUUGCUCGUUUAGUCACAGAAGACUUUGUGCACUUUGGUAAAGUCUUCACAGCGAGUUGGAGUCCCGGUGACAGACGCGUCCUUUUGCGUUUGUGAAUUAUUCUCUGCUUGAAUCACGGAUUAAGUUAUCGUAAUCUUAAAAUCAUUUAAGGACUCUUUCUGGGAGAAAGGCAUGGUAUACCUGCAGGUCAUCAGAGGGUAACAGACUGUGGAUAUCUCAUCACUUUUUACAAUCAAACAGGCUGAAAUUCUUCCUGAAAAUUAAACCGAAAUGGAGCUUCUGUGGGUCUGUCUGUUGCUGGAGGUGUUCCUGAUGUCCACUGCUGCCAGGGGUCCACCUAGGGUGUCAGAGCGGGUGGCCCACCGGCAGAGCAUCCGCCUGGGUCGCACCAUGAAGCUGCCCUGCCCCGUGGAGGGUGACCCGCCGCCGCUCAUCAUGUGGACCAAAGACGGCCGCAACAUCCACAGUGGCUGGACACGGUUCAGGGUGUUACAGCACGCUCUGCGCAUCAAAGAGGUGGAGACUGACGACGCAGGGACUUACAUCUGCAAGGCUACCAACGGGUUUGGCAGCGUGAACAUCAACUACACACUCAUCGUUAUCGAUGACACCAGUUCAAGAGGCGGAGCAGCGACGACCAAUGGUGACUCUGAACACACCCCGGAUCUGGCUGGGAAACUGGUGCGUCCACGCUUCACUCAGCCGUCAAAAAUGAGGAAGCGCGUCAUUGCUCGCCCGGUGGGCAGCUCAGUACGCCUGAAGUGUACAGCGAGCGGUAACCCUCGUCCUGACAUCGUGUGGCUGAAGGACAGUCGGCCGCUGGUGGACGACGACGCUGGGGCAGGAGGAGAAGGAGAAGGGAAGAAGAAGAAGUGGACUCUGAGUCUGAAGAACCUGACGCCAGAGCACAGCGGGAAGUACACCUGCCACGUGUCCAACAGAGCCGGAGAGAUCAACGCCACCUACAAAGUGGAAGUCAUACAGCGUACCAACUCUAAACCCAUUCUGACUGGCACUCACCCCGUCAACACCACCGUGGACUACGGAGGAACUACAUCUUUCCAGUGUAAAGUCCGCAGUGACGUCAAGCCGGUUAUUCAGUGGCUCAAAAGAGUCGAACCUGGAGAUGAGAAUAAAUUUAACUCCACCAUCGAGGUUGGAGACCACCGCUUUGUAGUCCUGCCUACAGGGGAGGUUUGGUCGCGUCCUGACGGAUCCUACCUCAACAAGCUGCUGAUAACCAGAGCCAAGGAGGAGGAUGCCGGCAUGUACAUCUGCCUGGGAGCCAACACGAUGGGCUACAGCUUCAGGAGCGCCUACCUGACUGUGCUACCAGAUCUGAAGCCCCAAAGCAACGCUAUUCCCGCAGCGACAUCCCCGAGCCUCCCCUGGCCUGUCAUCAUCGGAAUACCCGCAGGUGUCGCCUUCAUCUUAGGCACCGCCCUUCUCUGGUUCUGCCAAUCAAAACGCACCUGCUCCUCUUCUUCUUCUUCAUCCUCCUCUGCUCUUCCCGCUGCUCAGCGUCUACCUGCGGCCAACCGUGACCGAGCCUGCCCGACGCUGCCUCCUCAACCAGCCAACAGCGAUAAAGAUUGUCUCUCAUACGAGGACUACAUCGCCCAUCAGCAGCUGCUCCUGGCUCAGGGCGGCACUGGAUUGGCUCCCAAAGUCUACCCGAAGAUCUACACGGAUAUACACACGCACACGCAUUCACACGUGGACGGGAAAGUGCACCAGCAUCAGCACAUUCACUACCAGUGUUAGCACGCUUCUGGUGUCUCACACUCUUACAUGAACAUGUCCCAGUGCAUGCCUCCACAUCGGUCCAUACUAGCUGCUGACACACAGCAAAGAACAAGAGACCACGCAACUCUUCCUCAUUCUGCUGCAGCCUCGUUAACGUGUGAACACAGACUUAUUCAACACACAAACUAUGAAGAAUGUAAAGAAAGAUCGUUAUUUGUAGCCUGUCCAGAAAUCUAUGAGAGAAAAAUCCCAAAACAUAUUUUAUUCAAAGCUUUUUUUAUAUGAAAUAUUUUCUGUAGAUUAUAAAUCUCUCUUUUUUGCUCAAAGGCUUUAUCUGAAGAAACAAUGAACUCUGCAGCUUCAAGGUAACGUCACAACCCAACAGUUUAUCUCUCCUUUUAGUUCUCUGGACACAACCACAACUUCCUCAGUGACAGUAGAAACAGCCUGCCUACGCUACUCAUGUAUAUAGUGGAAUACGAUUAUAUGGCAUUUAGCACGCUACUUCAUCCUGGGUUAUCUAUAAAGAAUAAUAUAGCAUGUAUGUAAUGUAAUAGCUUAAUGUCAGAGUAUAUCUCCAACUGAGCCAUAGGACACACAAAUUAAGGCGAACUCCUGAUGUAUCCACUCCCUGGGCAAGAAAGAGGGCUGCCAGGCGUUCUGAUAAAUGUCCAGCUGCUAUCUGGGUACUGAGUGGAGAAAGAGCUGAUGUCAAACUGGUUCAGGCAACAUGGAUCUCUCUUAGUAGGUCGAUUUUAGCAGCUCCUCCAGAAGCAAUCAUCUCCCAACUCCAAUAACUACAUCUACUGACAGUUCUGCCUCUUUACUUCCUGGAGGAAAGCAGCAUUUUCUGUUUCACGUCAUCGCCAUUUCAGCUUUGCUUGACGCUCGCUGACUUUAAAAGAGAGUGGAUGAAGGAUAUCAGUUCUCCUCGUGUCAUACGUUCAACCUCUUCAGCCACCAGUGCAAAGGGAUCAUCGACAAUGCCUCGGUGUAAAACGGUGCCUUCUGAGAAUUGUUUCCAGAUUUCGCGGAUCGCUGUCGGAUCAGCGGAUAUGUCACAGACUCUUGUUAAUCUGUGAUGAGAUUUAGAGGGCUCAAAACAGAGGAGCUUCAUCUUAAACUCUUUAACUUAAAGUCCUCGACUCUUCUUCCUAAAGCGCCUUGCAGUAUGACCUCAUGAGUGAUGGAGCAGGGUUUGCAUGUGCUCUGCUCUCCUCACACGGCUUGUUAAGGAGCAUCUGUUGUUUUUAUCUAAAGAGGAAAUGUUUGGAUCAAGUGCUGCCGUCUCACCUGCAGAGCUGUCUGUCAGUAUGAUCUGGAAGAUGCACGAUGUUGCAGUCAAAACCUUCCAGAUGCUACGAAGGUAAAAUGAUGGGAUGCAGCUUUAAAGUAAAACAGAUUUAGAGCCAUAUAUUCAGCAGAAUGUUAUGUUGAUCACUACAGCAGCGCCCACUGCCGAGCUACAGGUACAUUAACUGCUCUUAGUGCUGUACAGUGGCAAUUAAUUAUAAUAGUUACAUAUCUGAUUCUGUGUUUUGAUUCAUCUGCAAAUUUACCACUAGUUUUAUUGACCAGAGAUCUACAAAUGUGUUUGAAAUGCAUUUACUGGUGGGGUUUACGCAUUUUCACACUAUUUGAUUACAGUUCAGUCUUAUAAAGCCCACACACAGACACACACAACCAUGGUUCACCUCCACACUUGUUUUUACUCCUUUUGGCUGAUGAGACCUCCUCUAACCUGUGUGUUGUGUGUUUGAUUAAUAUUUCCCUCCCUCCAUGUAGUUUUAUCGCACCAUCAGGGUUGGGACAAACCUUUAUCAUUCUCAUUAAUACAGUGACUACGUUUACAUGCACACUAAUAUUUCAUGAUCACACACAGGUCAUGUAAACAGGCUAUGCCACUUGGAUAUUUCGAAUUAGGCUUUGAUCUAAGAUGUGCCAAUAAUAUUCAGGUGUUAGGAGCAUUUCUGGCAUGUACACAGCUCAUUUGGAAUAUGUAUCUCAAUUUUAUUUUUGCUUUACUGCAGUUUGCAGCUCUUUGUGGUGUACACAAACCAACCAACCAGCCAACAGUUUGCAAGGCCGGCUACAGAUGCAUGCCCAACAAAAGAAAAGCCCACGUUUCUUGUUGUAAAAAAAAAAAAAAAACACAGCUACUUUUAAACAUUAUAAAAGAAUUCAGCAGGUUUUUGUAUACGUGCAAAUAUCGCAGUGCCGACCUUUUCAAGAAGGUCAAUCCCACAAGUCUGUCACAGGUGGAAAAUUUUUAAAUUUCCUAAUUUGUUUCUAACAAGCAAAAAUGGUGCGAGUGGCUCUAGCUGUUCCACUUUUACAUAUUUUUGAUGUGAUAAACAACAUGUCAGGGCUCAGCGUAUCCUCAUACAAUGGUUUGUAUGAUAUCUAACAAAUUUAUUAGCACCCCACAAAUGACAUUACAUACUUAAUGUUAACUUACAUAAGUUCAAUUUCAAGGAAAAGAAACACGGUGUCUGAAAAUAACUCAAAGUUCACUUGGUUUUUCAUGGGACACAAACACCGGCCUCCUGGGGUAAAGUCCUGUGUUCAUUGACCCAUCCACCUCAACCUGCCUUCUUACAUGAACUUUCGCUCUUUUUGGUUGUUAUACAAGAACUACUGGCUCUUACUUCUUCAUUACUUCUUGUUGGUAUCAUACAUACGAACACUGCAUAAGAACAGCCUGUAGAGCUCGUUAGUCAAAGUAGGCAUUCAUUUUCUUUAUCCAUAUUAACAGCUCAGUGGGAAUACCGCCUGUACUGCGCCUGUAGGGCAAAACCCAGAAUAUUUUGUGCAUGUAAACGCAGUCAGUGAGUUUGGUUAACUUUGGUAAUUCCCAGCGCUGCUCCUCCUGGCUUCAUCCUGAGCUGAGGUCCAAUCAGCAGGAUAAACUGAAAACACCUGUGUGGGCGUUCAGAGCCUAUAAUUUGUAAACAGGAGGUCACCAGCAGAUGUUGUGAGUAAAGCAAUUAGUUCACUAUAUAAAUGAUCCCAGAAUAAGCUGUUUUCAAAGCCAGUGUAAGCUCAAGGUGGAGAGAGUAGAAUUAAGGUCAGAUGUGUUAGGUGGUGUCAUUGUUAGUGAUUAUAAAACCCCCAUGGAGCAAACUCAUUGUCAGGGAUCGACAAAAUCCCAGUGAUCAAAAUUAAAUAAAUGUUUUAAGUUCAUUAAAUGUCAUUUGCAGGCACUAAAAUCCAAGAUCUAAUUAUGACUUGCAGAAAACUGCAACCACUAAAGCAUCAGAGUGUCUGAGCGGUGUUUUAGAGACAAACUGAUCCCACCUUCUUUUGUUACUUGGUUUGUUCAUGUAUUUGAAUGACUGUACGUUGUUCUUUUACUCUCACUGCAUCAUUGUAUUUUUACUUUCACUGCUCCUGAUGGGUUUUUCGAAGUUUUCUCACACCAUACCAUAAAAAAAAAACAAUUUAAAUGAGCCCAGAUCUCAUUGGAAACCAGCUCCAACAACCCUCCUCAGUCCAGUCAGUUACAGUUGACUCUGACUCACUCUCAGGUGUCCAUCUUGUUGUUCCUGUGCUCAUGAAUCUGACCACUGUAUAAAAACUGUGUAAAACGAUAUACUAAGAUAAGAUUUAGGUUUCAGCUGUUUUACAUUACAGCUCUCUCUGAAAGGCACGCUCACGCCAUGUGUACGGUUGGAGCAGUGGGGUGACUCUGUCCAGAGAUGUUUAAACAAAGAAAAAUGUCCAUGUGAAAUAUGGAGGAAAUUGUAGGUUCUGUCACAUAGUUGAUUGCACGAGUGAGUGUUUCUCUCUGCAGGCCUUCUUCAGGACGAAAUACAGCAGUGAGAACUUUACAGGGACGUGUUUAAACAACCAUGUGACAGGAAGUGGAAUAUUGAAAUCACCUGGUAACUUUAGUUACACAUGUGGUCGUUCCACAGUGUGUAUCUUUGCACAUAAAUCUUAAAACUCAAGUAGAAACAUACAAACAUACACACGGAUACUUCACAGAUGCCCAUUUAUCAUAAUACUCAUUUGGUGUGUUGUCUUUGUCCUGAGAAGCUUUGAACCCAGCAACUUGUCAAGCCUCCUUUUUUGUUUUGUACAUGUUGAAGCCCUUUCUGAGAUUUGUUUUCAACCUGUGUAGUUCUGUGUAUUAUUUCACUUUCUGAAUAAUUAGACUUUUAAGAUGGUGUAGCCUGUAAACCAUGCAGUUAGGGAUGCACAAUAUGUUUUGUUUUCAGCUGAUACCAAUAACCGAUAAAAAAGAAGUUCAUAACCUAUAGUUUAUGCACACCCAAGUGUGAGAGAGCUUAAAAUGUAGUGAGCAAAUAUGGAUGAUUUAAUAUUCUGUAGCUCUGACCUAACCAAACCUAAAUGACAUCGCUAUCGUUAACACAACAAAAACAACAACAGUUCUGACUCUUACAAUGUUCAUUUAUUUUUUCUAGUGACUUUGUUGGGACCAUUUAACAGUACAGUGUCCAGUGUUAGCCACUGCUGCUAUGUUAGCGCGUGCUAACCGGGCAGACGUUGAACUGACCAUUCAGUGAGACAACAGCAGCUCCUUCAGUGCUGGGUCUAACCUGUGUAACAGCAGCAACAGAAAGUUCGCUGUUUCAGGGGGGAGUCAGGCAAACUGGGAUUGAACCCUCAUUGCAAGCGUGUUUUCCAAACCAGCAACAGCAUGUUUGUAUUGUGUUGUAUUAUCAGCUAUAUUUAUUGGCUAUUUCCUUCAUUAUCAGAAUUAUGCAUAAUAUAAAUGACUCAUUAUCGGCCGAUAAUUUAUCAGAGUGAUAUAUAUCUACCAUCCUGGCAUGCAGUCUCACUGUAUAUCUGUAAUAAGUCCUAUGAAUCAACAAAAUGUGCAUCUCAUACUUCCAACAGAGACAGCCUGUGACCCACCGUCUGUCUUGUUAAUUUUCCAACCAAAUUGGGGUCCCUUUUUUCUGUAAAAUCAUUAAAAUACAUCUAUAUUGCAAAGAACAAAUUAAAAUUGAAAUACACAAGAACAGCAAAUGAUACACAUAUUUAUCUCACUAGCUCAAACUAAAAAUAGGACUUGAAAUAUUGCAUUAGCUGCUCUCCCUGUGACAUGUUCCUCUUGUCCUCCCAUCUUUUCUGUUUUAAAACUUCUGUGGACAGAGUCACCCUGAACAGCUGGAGCGUGUUCCUUCAUUUUAAAGUUUUCCUCUAAUGUCGGAGUGUGGAAACGUUUCCAAACCGUAAAACUUUCCCUCGGUCAGUGCCGUGUUUUUCAGUUAAACGCAUGUAAGUUUCAUUGUGUCAAAGCUAACGGACUGCCAGUAGACAGACUGUAUAUGUGCACGAGCACGUACAUGGACUGACACUAGUGUUGAAAUGAUAGUGUUAGAUAAUGUAGUGAGAAUGCUUUGGACCAUACAGUAGCUCUAGCAACACAUUGGCCCAGGAAACAUUGAAAAAAUGUCUUGAGAUUCAAACAGAAAGUGUUUCUAAUUUAUUUUAAACGUUUUAUUUUUCAUAUAAUUGGGCAUUAUACUGCAUGAGUGGAUUUUGUGUUAUAAUAGUAAUGUAAGCUAUGUAGCAAAUACCAUGUUCAUGUCAUUGUAAGAUACCGUAUUUAUACAUGCUGACAGAAUAUACGAAAUUUUAUCGAUAAUCUUUGUAUCGACAAUCCUGUACAGUCUAGUCAUUUAGGUUAAAAUUUUGUUUUCUUCCAUUGUAAUCAUGUUAUCUGUGCCAUUAAAAAAGUUAAAUCUA
Molecule: messenger RNA, 7758 nt
Organism: Epinephelus fuscoguttatus (brown-marbled grouper)
Lineage: Eukaryota; Metazoa; Chordata; Actinopteri; Perciformes; Serranidae
Gene: fgfrl1a
Product: fibroblast growth factor receptor like 1a
Exons: 8
Coding region: 565-2058 (497 amino acids)
Cellular component (GO): plasma membrane
Molecular function (GO): fibroblast growth factor binding; fibroblast growth factor receptor activity
Source: RefSeq, a predicted model, not a curated record